CUCGGGGAUGUGUUUACGCAAGUGCAAAAGCACAUGGCUGCGUAGAUAUUCACACACACUGUGAUUCAGGCAGCAGUGCAACAGGUGCCACAGGGACUGUGCAGGCAGAGAAGGAAUCCAAAGAGAUUUUAAGAGAAGGACAAGGCACAUAGUCAAGAGAGGCCAAGGGAGAUAAUCCAAAGACUGGAGAGCUGGCAAAGGAGGGGCCCUUGCAGGCAUCAGGAAUAUAAAAUAUCCAAAAUAUUGCCCCAUGUGGUCAUCAGCUGCCUCCUCAAAAUCCCUUCUACACUUAGUUCAUGUCUAUUGCCCAGUCUGACACAUCUUCACCCCCAGGAAACAUGUGAUACAAGCAUUCAAAAGAAGUGUCAAUGAGUAAUGAUGUGAGCCAAGAAAGGCAAAGUCAUGGUAGAGGGAAAAGCCAACUCAUGCCAUACCAUUCCCAGAGAUGUUUCCGUUCAUUUGGGAUCAUGCAGGAAUAUCGUCACUUGCACAGCACAAGUGUGGGCCCUGAGGCACUGUGGGGCCAGGAUAAAAGGCAGCCUAACUGGUGGCUCUCUCAACCACUUCUGUCACCUCCUUCUCCUUGCGAACCAGGUGCGGCGCCAGGCUCCAGACAUGUCCUGCUCUGAGAAGUGCCAGCAGUGCCAGCCCUGCAACCCUUGCAGCCAGUCCUGCGGCCCCUGCCCGCUGGCCAGCAGCUGCAAUGAGUGCUGUGUCAGGCAGUGCCAGAGCUCCCACGUUGUCAUUGAGCCGCCUGCUGUGCUGGUGACCCUGCCUGGGCCCAUCCUCAGCUCCUUCCCACAGAACACCGCCGUGGGAUCCUCCACCUCCGCUGCUGUUGGCAGCAUCCUCAGCUCUGAGGGAGUGCCCAUCAGCUCUGGGGGCUUUGACAUCUCCUGCAUCACCAACUGCUACGGUGGCAACAGAUGUUGUCGUCCCUGCUAAAAAUGCUGCUGCCGACAUCCUUGGGCAAGAACCUCCAAGACCUCAGGACAUGCUGCUGGAAUGAAGACAAUAUAUUGUAACAUGGAAUUUUGACACUUUUGCUAUAAGUUCCUUCUUCUGCUCUCUGCUUUCCUGUCACCACCUGCCAAUGCCAUCCUAGUGGGUCUGUCCCCCCACCCCUCCUCUCCCUCUGUCCUGCAGCCUGGGCAGACACACACCCCCCACUGCAUCUUAGCGGCUGCUCCUGCUGUUCUCUUUGAGAAUCGACAUCUUUUCUUCUU
Vidua chalybeata is the source of this 1226-nucleotide messenger RNA. Its product is annotated as feather keratin Cos2-2-like. The record is from RefSeq and is a predicted model, not a curated record. The coding region runs from base 403 to 945 and encodes 180 amino acids. Gene Ontology annotation, molecular function: structural constituent of cytoskeleton. NCBI's taxonomy places the organism in Eukaryota, Metazoa, Chordata, Aves, Passeriformes, Viduidae. Gene Ontology annotation, cellular component: intermediate filament. The transcript has 2 exons.